AUGCGCUUGAUAAAUGUCAGGACCUUUAGAAUCCAUCGGUUUCAGGGUCGUAAUGUCCCACCCUACGCUAUCCUCUCGCACACAUGGACUAAGGAUGAGGUGAGCCUGCAGGACUGGCACGCCGGGAGGGGAAAACCUAAGCAGGGCUUCAAGAAGAUUCGCUUCGUUUGCGAGCAGGCGAGACGGGACAGGCUGGGGUGGGCCUGGGUGGACACAUGCUGCAUCGAUCAGACCAGUAGUGCGGAGCUCAGCGAGGCUAUUAAUUCGAUGUACCGGUGGUAUAGGGAGUCUCACGUCUGCUACGCCUAUCUGGAGGAUGUAAUGGGCAGCGAGGAUAGGGAGCCGCCGUUGCAGCACCCCUCUGCGCAGCACCCCUCGGGGAGAUUCCGGGCUCGUUUCCAGACGGAAUUCCAGACUAACUUUCGGGAACGGUACCAGGCGCAGUUCGAGGCCUCGAGGUGGUUUACUAGAGCGUGGACAUUGCAGGAGUUGAUCGCACCACGGAAUGUCGUCUUCUACGACUGUAGAUGGGAGAGGAUCGGGAACCGCAGCAAGGGGAACAUUGCCAAACUCAUAUCUACCAUCACGAAUAUUCCUCUUGGCGUCGUGCAAGGCACACAGUCGCCGUCUCAAUAUAGCGUCGCCCAGAAGAUGUCCUGGGCGGCCCAUAGAUCGAGCACGCGCCCGGAGGACGUGGCAUACUCUCUGCUGGGACUUUUUGAUAUAAACAUGCCUCUCCUGUACGGAGAGGGGGAUAAGGCCUUCGUCCGGCUCCAGGAAGAGAUCCUGAGGGAGACGGAUGACCAUUCGCUCCUUUGCUGGACGGUGCCGAGCUCGAGCCCUAGAGCAUGGACACUCGAAGGUAUUUUCGCGAAGUCCCCUGAUGAUUUUGCAGGAUCAAGUGAUAUCAGAGGACAUCUUUUCGACUCCGGCUCUCCGUCUGCCGUGACCAAUAGAGGCCUCCAGACUCGCCUCGGCCUCGCAGAACGACGCUAUGGCGAUAGCUCCCACCUCUACCACGACAACGCCGCAUGUUCUGUCUAUGAUGCCGCGCUAAACGCUGGUAGAUAUGAUUCGAGAAACAUUUGUGUUAGCCAGGUCUCGAUCAUUCUAGUUCGGACACCACAGAUCACGUCGCGUCACCUGCAGUCGAUCAAUAGGUACGCAAGGCUGGUAACGUCUGAGCUUGGACUAGUCCAAAUGGAGGGACACCACGCGGAAGAAACCGAGGCUCUGAGGAGCCAGGCCGAGCUGACAUACAUACACAAGACACUUCUCAGCUGGGAACAAGAUCGAUUUGGAGUCGGCGGUAUCCAUCUGCAAAAUAUCCCAAUCUGCAAGGCUCUUGUUCCAUUCCGCCAGUCGCCGGAAGGCAGCGGGCAAAUUUGUGACUACGCGGUAAGCGCUGUAUUACAUUCCGAGGCGACGGGAAUACUUGACGAUGCCACCACCGUCGACGUGACUACAAAUCCUCAGGACUCGAUCACCUGGUCUCCGGUAUACGGCUGCAUCCGGUUUGGAGAGAAGCUCAGUAAGACACCGAUGUUGCCAUACAUCGUGGUGUUCAAGAUGAAAUCGCCCAUUCGGCCAGAGUCGUUUGAUAUCCUUCUCGCCUGGGACUCGCAAAACAUCCACUUCAGCCUCGGCCCGGGCACGGCGCACUCCUUCGCAACCCAAACGCGCAAGAAGAUAAUAGGCUGGCCUAAUCAUCGGAAGCGCCAGGGAAAUAUCUGGGAAAUGUACGGCGAGGUAGCGAAAACGCGAGAGGUCAUCGGCGACUACUGCGCCGAGCUUACACUGAUACGAGAAGACCCGAAGACCACCGCGGGAGAGGCAGCGGGCAACCGACUUCACCUGCUGAUCCGGGCCUCGAUCACCAAGAAAGAAGCCGACUAGGCGAGAUCGCAGGGCCUGGGUGCGCCCGACGGGCCGCUUGUCGGUGAAGUGCGUAGAGGGAACAGUAUAAAAAUUAGUAUGCAUGCAUGCACUAUGCACACAUACACAUACAUACUUACAUUUCUGCGCAUGCCUAUAUUCCUAUCCAUUUAUAUGCGUCCGUCUUCUAGUGUAGGAUAUGGCCUGCGUGGAAAGCAGUGUGCAAGGGUGGUUGGUAAGGGGGUGGUAACCACGAUUCGCACCAUCUCGAUCCACUCACCUUCUACGUGUAAUGUACUGGAAACAAAUACAUACAUCUCUGCGAACACGAGCUUAGACGCAUCCCUCAUGCUAUGUUUGAAUCCGUACGCACAUCACGCCGCGAGAUGGGCAUACUCCUUAUUGAACGCCCUUCCGAUCACCAUGCGGCGGAUCUCUGACGUCCCCGCGCCGAUCUCGUAUAGUUUAGCACUAGGGAAAAGUGUUAGCAGCGAGACGGCGAGAAUUGAGACACGUGGGCAUAUGGGCGGAUAGGAAAGAAGGGAAGUGGUGAGCCAACAGCC
This is a messenger RNA of Durotheca rogersii, 2438 nucleotides long. RefSeq names its product HET-domain-containing protein. NCBI's taxonomy places the organism in Eukaryota, Fungi, Ascomycota, Sordariomycetes, Xylariales, Xylariaceae. The record is from RefSeq and is a predicted model, not a curated record. The transcript is spliced from 2 exons. The coding region runs from base 1 to 1896 and encodes 631 amino acids.